Mandrillus leucophaeus (drill) is the source of this 3229-nucleotide messenger RNA. It is a transcript of the gene CYYR1, whose product is annotated as cysteine/tyrosine-rich 1. The record is from RefSeq and is a predicted model, not a curated record. NCBI's taxonomy places the organism in Eukaryota, Metazoa, Chordata, Mammalia, Primates, Cercopithecidae. The transcript is spliced from 4 exons. The coding region runs from base 135 to 944 and encodes 269 amino acids.
ACAGCAAUCGCCAAAGCAAGGGGUUAGAAAAAGUUUCUUGGUCCUCUAGUCACUCUUUAGAAGGAAGAACCCGAGCUUGGGGAGGAGUCGGGGCCACCCCCGCCCCCUGCCCGGAGUCGUUGCCACCCGCGGAGAUGAAAUGUGAGCCUGGGUGGCCAAGGACGCCGGAGUGGCAGCCUUCCCCGCGCCUGAGCGCAGUGGGGCGAGACAAAGAGACCUGGGCCCCCAGCGCAGCCCGUCUCGGGCCACGCGCGCCCCAGCUCCGCGGAGUCCCGCACUCGCUGGCCCGGGACGCGCCCGGCCCGGGCUCCCUUGGAAGGCUCCCUAGGCAAUGGCCGGGUCUCCGCUCCACCCGGCUCUCAGGAGCGCUGCUCUCUCCAUCUGAUCGUCCUCCAUCCUACCCAUUCCCUCCGGUUCCGGGCUCUCCCUUCGCUCCAAGCCUCUCUCUGGCGCGCAACCUCAGGUCACCGGCUUGGAUGGACGCUCCGAGGCUGCCCGUGCGUCCAGGGGUCUUGCUUCCGAAGUUGGUCCUGCUCUUUGUCUACGCAGAUGAUUGCCUUGCUCAGUGUGGCAAAGAUUGCAAAUCUUACUGCUGUGAUGGAACCACACCCUACUGUUGCUCCUACUACGCUUAUAUUGGGAAUAUCCUCUCGGGCACUGCAAUUGCGGGCAUUGUUUUUGGAAUAGUAUUUAUCAUGGGAGUCAUUGCUGGGAUUGCCAUAUGCAUCUGCAUGUGCAUGAAGAACCACAGGGCGACCCGCGUGGGCAUCCUCAGGACAACUCACAUCAAUACCGUCUCCUCCUAUCCUGCAGCACCACCUCCCUACGGUUACGACCAUGAGAUGGAAUACUGUGCAGACUUGCCUCCUCCAUACUCCGCCACCCCACAGGGCUCAGCACAGCGUUCUCCACCCCCUCCUUAUCCUGGAAACCCAAGGAAAUAAUCUAUCUCCCAGAACGGAACAUGUGCCAAUGGGUGAUCUUGCCUGGAAUAAAAUGCAUCUACUCAGAAACAGGCAGGAAAGAAUUGCUCCAAGGAAUACUUUUUGGGGUCAGAUAAUAUGUCAGGUGGAAUAUCCCUGCUAGGAGAUAAAGGGUUUCUACCCUGCUCAAAGCUGACCUCAUCUGGAGUAUUAAUGUUUGGUUCUAUGGAACCAUAUUUUAAGAGAUCCGCUGAUCCACCUAAGCACAUUCAGAGAAGAGUAAUGUAAUUGACAAAAUAUCUGAUAAUCAUGUUGUUUAAGGCCAAGGUGAAGGAAGUUUCAGUAUUGAUCCUGGAAAAAAGAAGAUCUAAGUAGGAUGGGAGAAUGAUUUGGCCUACACAAGGAAGCAACUUUAUUCUACGUAGCUUUAAAAGUAGGAACUAGAAUUGUUCAUUCUUUCAUUCAUCAAUAAAUGUAUUUUAAAUGCCUAAGAGCUUACUAUGUGCCUAGCACUAUUUGAGGUCCUGGUGGAAGUUACAGGAUGGGUGCUGUGGUUUUAGUACAAGAAAGAGCAACGACUAGAUUGCUUUGUGAAGCUCUUGGUAGAGACAUGCUCCAGAAGGGAUAACAAAAUCAAAUAGUAGAUGGGUUCAUUGGGCCUCAGAAGUUCUGCUUGUGUUUUAGGUGGGUGUGAAGUGAAUUCCUAUGUGUUCAAUAGUGAAUACAACAGAAAGAGUUGGAUCUUAUUUAUUUAAUUACGGAGUUAAAACAAGACCAAAAAGACUCAACAACCACUUGAAGCCAAGAACUCUUCAAUGCCAGCUACUACCACCUAAACAUCAUCUGACUGUAUAGUAGAUCAGAAUAAAGGUUAUUCCAACUGUGGGGAGAAAAAAAAAAUUGUAUCACGUUCCACAGGUAGCAGACACAUCACUUCUGAGUAAAAGAUGAGAAAUCAAAUAUUCCUACAGGAUUUCAGGUCAGGGAGCAAAAAUCUCAGAACUUGACCAUGAAGAUACACAAUAGGCUUGCAAAAAGAAGGAAGAGUGGGAAAUGAAGUUCAGAUUCCCUUCUGUGGAAAUCUUUGAAACUAUUAUUUUUUUCUUUUUGUAAAAUUUUGAUAAUCUAUUCUCUUAAAAAAGUUAAUAACAAAACUAAGAUACUGACAUCAAACUGUUGCCUUUUGCCAAAAUGCAAAUUUUAUGAAGUGCCUACCUUUGUAUGUAUAAUAAAUAAUUCUAAUGUGCUGUAUUUUGCUGUGAGUGACCUUAACAUUUUAUAUUUUUAUAUGAGUUGUUUCAGGUAUUUAUAAAAAUUAUAUAUUGAACAUUGGAAAUAGAUGAUUAGAUUUUUAUGUCAUUUUGCGAUUAAAUCUAAAAUGUUUAAUCCAAUGUCAUCAUCAAAAUUCAGUGAAAUCCCAAAAAGUGCCAAGAAUUUUGCUGAAUGAAAGAAUCAAAUGAAGCAUUUUAAGGUUUAAGUUAUAGUACCUAUACUUGCAGAUAAGAAGCUUACUACAUCAUUAUUAUUAGUAUAUAUUACUUUCAAAUACCUAUAUUAGAAAGAUGUUGAUCUGACUGAAAUAUAAUCUACCUGUCAGUAAGGUCCAAAAGCUGAAUUUGUUUUGAAUGACUUCCUUGAUUUUUAAGCACUGAUUAUUUUCUUAUACAUGAGGAUGCGAAGCAUUCAGGAGUUUCAGCCUGUUCUAGUGAGGGGCUCCCUGACUUACAUAAAGUUUUCAGCACAAUUUUAAUAGUACCUAUGCUUUAAUUUAUUUUUCUUCUGCAUAUGGUCAGACCCAAUUACACUGCAGCUAUGACUCUCAAAGUGCCAGGGUCCCUGUGAUGAUUCUGAGAAUGCUGAAUACAAAUAUACCAUAUAUUCUUUCAGAAAAAUGGAAAGGAAAGGCCAGCAGAAAUGGAGUUUUAUCAUCUUCACCAUCAAUAAACAUUUAUUGCAUACCUCCUACGUUCUGCAAAUUUUCCCCAAAUAGAAGCCACUUCAGUCCACACCAUCUCUCUUCUUUGAGUUGUUUAUGGCCUCCCAUAAGGCAUUUUACAAACCCAUAAACCUACAAUAGAUGAGUAUUUUUACUAUUUGUAUUAAGUGGCAUAAUAGCAUAAAUGCGCACAUUACAAGUAUAGACUGUUGGAGUUCACUGGGUGUUUUCAUAGAUGAUGAUGCUUGGGGAAAAACAGUAUAGGAUGUGAAAGCUUUGAAUUAUGGUUAUUUAAAAACUAACAUUUGCUGUGGCCAAAGUGUUUACAAUAAGCAAUAAAAUGAAAGAACCUAUUAUAACGCAGAGUAUA